Clupea harengus (Atlantic herring) is the source of this 2058-nucleotide messenger RNA. RefSeq names its product carbonic anhydrase IX (gene ca9). Gene Ontology annotation, cellular component: plasma membrane. Bases 203 to 1486 code for a protein of 427 amino acids. Gene Ontology annotation, molecular function: zinc ion binding; carbonate dehydratase activity. The transcript has 11 exons. The record is from RefSeq and is a predicted model, not a curated record. NCBI's taxonomy places the organism in Eukaryota, Metazoa, Chordata, Actinopteri, Clupeiformes, Clupeidae.
GGGCGAGAGAACGAGAAAGAGAGAGAGAGAGAGAAUGUAGAGGGUACCAAGACUGGCCUCUGGGCCCUGAUUGGCUCCUGCUCCAUCCUUGGGGGGCAUACAUUUAAAAGCCCAGCCCAGGUGAGAGAAGCCCAGAGUCAGACGGAAAGACGGUGGCUAACAAGACCCUUCCAAGCCAUCCAGACACCACAACACAGCCCAGAUGCUACGGAACGCCUUUCUUACGGCCCUCUUCAUCCACGGUCUGGUGGUGAAUGCAGCCUCUUCCUCUUCAUCAUCGGAGGAAGAUGACGGUAGCAGCGAACACGAGAAUGAAGAACACAAAAAAGCACACUCACAUCACUGGGGUUACACUGAUCAGCUCUCGUGGGGCUCCGUCUUCAACGACUGCAAUGGACAAUCCCAGUCUCCCAUCGACAUCAACACCAACACAGCCAUCUAUGAUGCCCAAUUGCCCUCUAUUAAACUGGCUGGCUAUGACCUGACAGACAACACUGCUCUCACUCUGUUGAACAACGGACACACACUUCAGCUGAGUCUCCCCGGCAGCAUGCGUGUGGUCAGCGGCUUCGACCGGAUCUACCACGCGGCACAGCUCCACUUCCACUGGGGCUCGGUAGAGGAGCCGGGCUCAGAGCACACCAUAGACAACGUCCACUUCCCCGCAGAGAUCCAUGUGGUCCACUACAACUCUAAGUAUGCCAACCUCUCAGAAGCAGCCACUAAGGAAGAUGGACUGGCUGUCCUUGGAGCGUUCAUCGGAAUCGGUCUGCAUGAGAAUGAGAACUAUGAAAAGAUCCUGUCGGCCCUCACCGAUGUCAGUCUGGAAGAGACUAAAACAGAAAUCCCAGGGUUUAACGUCCGUCAUCUGCUGCCAAACAGUCUGGAGCGAUUCUACAGAUACACGGGAUCCCUGACCACUCCUCCCUGUUUCCAGACGGUCAACUGGACCAUGUUCAAUGAUACCAUUACAGUGUCCAGGAAACAGGUCAGUUGGCUUCUCACAAAAAGAGCAAACAAAAAAAAAAAACGGUAUAAAAAUGAAUGCUGUGACUUCCUGUUCUCUCUCCUUGACUUCCUGUUCUCGCUCCUUAAUCCUCCCCGCUCCCUCCCCCAGCUGGCCGCCUUGGAGGACACCCUGAAGAUGGAGCAGAACCAACUCCUGAGCAAGAACUUCCGGGCCCCUCAGCUCCUGCACGGCCGACGGGUGGUCUCGUCGUUCAGCGCCUCGCCCGAACCGCAGGGCCCCAAAAUCAUUCCCCUGACGGAAGCCGGUCCCGGCACGAGAGUUAGAGCCUCCACUGGAGCAGGCCUCGCUGGACUCUCCAGAGGUGAUAUCCUAGCCAUAGCGUUUGGAGCGCUCUUUGCCGUCACUCUGCUGGCUUUCUCAACGUAUGCCUACCAGCAGCGGAAAAAAUACUCGAAGUUCAAAAAAGAUUCCCGUCAGAAUGUCAUCUACAAGCCAGCAACAAAGGAGGAGGCAUAGACACCCAAUCACAUUUCUUCACCACUCACUUUGCAAUAUGUAUGUUGUUCUUUAAGGAUUAUUAGAAAGCUUAUAUACUGUGCACAGGUAUUAACCAAUACCCUGAACGCUAAACGUGACAUAUCAUAUCCCGGUGGAAGUAGUCUGUCAUAGUGGAAGUGUCCUUAUUGCAGACAUCUUGCGUCAUAAGUGUUUAGAAGUUAGAAGAAGGCUAAGGUUGCUGUAUUUAUUUAAAGUUGAAGUUCUUCACUUGGCAUUGUUAGACGUCCCACACAGGACUAAAUCUAAAUUACCUCAUAGAUAGUUACGUUUGUGAUGCAGACAACAAAAAAAACUUGUACCUCUAGAAAUCUGUUCUUAGUAAGGAAGAAGUUCCAGGUUUGCGUUUAUAUUUCAAGAAAGACUGAAAGAUUGAAUGUAUUUACUGUACAUAUUUUUAUGUCUUGCUAUGCUAUUGUGUGAACCGUUGAAGCCUGUAAUAUUUCCUUCUCAUCACUAUGCUGUAAGAUGUAUGAAAAUUGUAUGUGUUUUUGAUCUGUAUAUGGAACAAUAAACAUUCUGUGUUUGUCUUC